CCCGAUCGCGCUGGUAGACAUGAUAGCCUGGGAAUCAAAUUGUUGGCUAGGUUUGAGCGGAUCGGAGACCUUGAUGACCUUCAAAGGGCCAUUAAUCACAAUGAAGAGGCGUUAGCUACUACCCCUCUGGAUCACCCCGAUCGCGCUGGUAGAGAUAAUAGCCUGGGGAUCAAGUUGUUAAUAAGGUUUGAGCGGAAAAACGACAUUGGUGACCUCCGAAGGGCUAUUGAGCACAGCGAAGCGGGACUAGCAGCUACCCCCUCUGAUCACCCCGAUAGAGCAGCUAUGUGCAUCGGCUUGGGUAGAGGCUUGCACUCCAGAUAUUUGUGUCUGCGCUUCAUUGGGGAUUUAGAUCGGGCUUUGCUCCUCUACCGCGAGGCCUUUCAUUGCAGUGCCUCACCCCCUCGGGUUAGGAUUAACGCGGCUCGUAGGGUAGCUUCUUUACUAUAUUCCGAUGGAAGGUUUCAUGAAUCAAGUUCCAUACUCGAGGAUGCAGUUAACUUGAUGCCGGCGGUCAAUUUACAAAUAUUGGGACGUGAUGACCAGCAACACAUAAUAUCGGAGCUUUCCGGGCUAGCUUCCGAUGCUGCUUCUGUUGCUCUUCAAGCUGGGCGAGGAGCCUAUUAUGCUCUUAAUUUGCUAGAACUCGGUCGUGGAACGAUUAUGGGUGUUGCUAUUGACUCAAGGUCAGGAGUUUCAGAUCUUAGAAUCGAUCACCCGCUUGUAUACAGCCAAUUUCACAGCCUUCGAGUUGAGAUUGACUCAGCAGUGCAUGAAGGAUGCUAUGCAGGUGACGAAGCAUCGCAUCACCGCCGAAAUCGUGCGACGGCUAGGCGUUGGGACGCUGUAAACGAGAUGGAAGCAAUAAUAGUUCACAUUCGGACGUUGCCUGGUUAUGGCAGGUUCCUACUCCCACCCUCUCCGGAGGAUCUGAUGAAAAUUGCCAUUUAUGGUCCCAUCGUUGUCUUCAACUGCACUACUUAUAGGAGCGAUGCCGUAAUUGUCACCACCUCAGCUAUAACUUCAUUAGAACUCCCGAAAUUGAAUCAUGAGGAAACAGCCCACUGGAUGAGGCAAGUGGCUAAUUUCGGAGGAGGAGGCUGGACUAAGAGAGGCAAGGUUAAUAGAAAAAUAAAAGACCUCCUCAUUUGGCUAUGGGAUUCUGCAGUAGGGCCUGUUUUUGACAAGCUUGAACACGAUGGGACGAUUGUCAGUGAUGGUGUUCAGGGGUCCAAUUUGAAGCGGGUUUGGUGGAUUGGAGUAGGGCAAUUAAGCAUGGCGCCUUUUCAUGCGGCUGGGGAUCAUUCGCCGGGAUCAACACGCAACACCUUAAGCCGAGCUAUUUCAACAUAUAUCCCUACAAUCAAAGCCCUCUCCUAUGCACGUCAGAAGCAACUCCAAUUAUAUGACGAGUAUGGUGCUUCCUUUUCAGCGGAACGCUCUAAGAAAGCAAAAAUUGUCAAAAAACGGAGUCCCCGCUUACUUAUCAUUUCCAUGGCGGAAACACCUGGUGCGAUAGAUCUACCCGGUGUUGAUGCAGAAGUGAAAUAUAUUCUUGAUGCCACCUCUGGAACUUCGGUAGAGACCACAGUAUUGAGCCAUCCAACCCCGACAGAAGUCCUCAAGAAAAUUCUGCGCCAUGAGAUUGUCCAUUUUGCCUGCCACGGAGUGUCUUCUCUCAACCCUUCUGACAGCCACCUGAUUCUGUUUACCCCGGAUGGGAACGGUGCCGAUAAGCUGCUGGCUAGAGAUAUAUCGAAUAUAGUCGCGCAAAACGCAUACAUUGCGUAUCUUUCAGGCUGUUACUCAGCCAAGAAUCCCUCCAUUAAUUUAGCUGAUGAAGUCAUACAUCUAGCCAGCGCAUUUCAGCUCGCCGGGUUCAGUCAUACUCUUGCGAAUAUGUGGGAAACAGAUGACAGAGCCUCUGGUGAAGUGGCAAGAGACUUCUACAACUUGCUUUUCCGAUAUAAAGGGAAUGGUGAUGAGCACCACUGGGUGGCCGCCGCUUUUCACAAAGCUGUGAAGACUCUUCGGGAC
Tuber aestivum (summer truffle) is the source of this 2037-nucleotide messenger RNA. The record is from the annotation of a GenBank genome assembly. NCBI's taxonomy places the organism in Eukaryota, Fungi, Ascomycota, Pezizomycetes, Pezizales, Tuberaceae.